This is a messenger RNA of Triplophysa rosa, 6806 nucleotides long. It is a transcript of the gene coro6, whose product is annotated as coronin 6. NCBI's taxonomy places the organism in Eukaryota, Metazoa, Chordata, Actinopteri, Cypriniformes, Nemacheilidae. The transcript has 11 exons. The coding region runs from base 347 to 2113 and encodes 588 amino acids. The record is from RefSeq and is a predicted model, not a curated record. Gene Ontology annotation, biological process: actin filament organization; cell migration. Gene Ontology annotation, molecular function: nucleic acid binding; actin filament binding.
CGCUGCAAUCUACAGUCCUGUCACCGGCGCGCGAGAAAUAGCCCGACACCGACAGCCGUUUCGAAAAUAGACAAGACCGCUUUGACCCCCUUCCACCCCCUAUCUCCUCUCUUCUUCUUCUUCUCUCUCUCUCUCUCUCUCUCUCUCUCUCUCUCGAACGGCUACCGAGGUGUACCUCGCGCUAGUUCUGUGAGUCCGCAUCAAGUUUUUGACCUGGAAUAAAGACGCGCCGUCGGAAACUUGACAUAAGCGCAACGUACGUACACACAACCAGUUAACCGACUCGGAAAAGGGAAAGAGGAGAUUCAAAGACACAUUCUGGGUUUAUUCCCCAACAUACUGAGCAAUGAGUCGCAGCAUUGUGCGCCAGAGUAAGUUCCGGCAUGUUUUCGGCCAGGGGGCAAAAGCGGAGCAGGGUUAUGAUGAUAUUCGGGUAUCCAAGGUGACGUGGGACAGCUCCUUCUGUGCAGUUAACCCAAAGUUUCUGGCAGUUAUAGUGGAGUCCAGUGGUGGUGGGGCUUUUUUGGUACUGCCUCUUUCAAAUGCAGGCAGAGUGGACAAAAACUACCCCCUAGUGGUUGGACACUCAGGUCCUGUUCUGGACAUCGACUGGUGUCCUCACAAUGACAACAUUCUGGCCAGCUGCUCUGAAGACACAACUGCCAUGGUUUGGCAGAUCCCCGACCACACCCCCUGUCGCCCCAUCAGUGAGCCCAUCGUGGUGCUGGAGGGUCACUCUAAACGUGUGGGCAUCAUUAAAUGGCACCCGACUGCCCGCAACAUACUACUCACUGCAGGCAGUGAUAAUCUGAUCAUCAUCUGGAAUGUGGGCACUGGAGAACCUCUGAUCACUAUGGACGAGCAUCCUGACCUCAUCUACAACGUCAGCUGGAACUACAACGGCAGCCUCUUCUGCACCUCCUGCAAAGACCGUCGCAUCCGAGUGUGUGAUCCUCGCAAAAAUGAGGUGUUGGCGGAGCGACUGGCCCCACAUGAGGGCAUCCGGCCAAUGAGAGCAAUUUUUACCAGAGAGGGCAAUAUUUUCACUACAGGUUUCACCAGGAUGAGCCAGAGGGAACUGGGCCUGUGGGAUCCGACUCAUUUUGAAGAGCCUAUCGCAUUAUUGGAGUUGGACACAAGUAAUGGAGUCUUAUUGCCUUUUUAUGACCCAGACACCAACAUUGUGUAUCUCAGCGGCAAGGGUGACAGCAGCAUUCGGUAUUUUGAGAUCACAGAGGAACCUCCUUACGUUCAUUACAUCAGCACAUACAGUAGCAAAGAGCCACAGAGAGGAAUGGGCUUCAUGCCAAAGAGAGGAGUCGAUGUCACCAAGUGUGAGAUCGCCCGAUUAUAUAAACUUCAUGAAAGAAAGUGUGAGCCUAUCAUGAUGACAGUACCCAGAAAGUCGGACCUGUUUCAGGAUGAUCUGUACCCAGACACAGCAGGUCCAGAGCCAGCACUGGAGCCUGAGGAAUGGCUGGAGGGACGAGAUGCAGACCCGCUACUGGUGUCUAUGAGAGAAGGUUAUGUUCCUCCAAAGAGCAGAGAGCUGAAGGUGGCCAAGAAAAACAUGCUGGAGAGCAGGCCUGCAACAACACGCAGAAGCAUGUCUGUUGUAGAUGGAAGCAGUUUGCCAGGUCCCAGAGUCUGGAGGAAGAGAGGAGAGGCACAGAAUCCAUGUUGCUUGAAGUCCAGUGUGAAGUUUCCACAGUCAGUGAUGAUUUGGGCUGCCAUGUCAUCUGCUGGUGUUGGUCCACUGUGUUUUCUGAUUUCCAUAGUCAACGCAGCCAUCUACCAGGACAUUUUAGAGCACUUCAUGCUUCCUUCUGCUGACAAGCUUUAUGGAGAUGCUGAUUUCAUUUUCCAACAGGACAUGGCACCUGCCCACACUGCCAAAGGUACCAAAAGCUGGUUCAAUGACCAUGGUGGUACUGUGCUUGAUUGGCCAGCAAACCCGCCUGACCUGAUUGUCAAGAGGAAGAUGAGAGACACCAGACCCAACAAUGCAGAUGACCUGAAGGUCGCUAUCAAAGCAACCUGGGCUUCCAUUACACCUGAGCAGUGCCACAGGCUGAUUGCCUCCAUGCCACGCCACGCCACAUUGAUGCAGUAAUUCAUGCAAAAGGAGGCCCAACCAAAUAUUGAGUGCAUAGAAAUUAACAUACUUUUCAGAAGCCUGACAUUUCUGUUUAAAAUAUCCUUUUUUAUUGAUCUUAUGUAAUAUUCUAAUUUUCUGAGACACUGAAUUUUGGGUUUUCAUUAUCUGUAAGCCAUAAUCAUUAAAAUUUCAAGAAAUAAAGGCUUGAAAUAUUUCACUCAAUGUGUAAUGAAUCUAUAUAAUAUAUGGGUUUCACUUUCUGAAAUGAGUGACAAAAAUAUUGACCUUUUUCAUGAUAUUCUUUUUUAGAUGUACCUGUACAUAAUUAUUAGUGCUGUCAAUUGAUAAAAAUUUUGUCUGUUUAAUCACACAUUUUUCUGUGAUUAAUCGUGAUUAAUCGCACAUAACAUUAAUGUUUUUAAAUAUCUUUUUACAUUCUAAUAAUUUCACAUUUAAUCUUCAAAUGAAUGCAGAAACAACAUUUCUUUAACAGCAUCUCUCGCAGAAACUCUGAAUAUGGGACAGAAGAAGAACGAUUUACACACACACAGGCUGCUUCCGAAAUCGCAUACAUACUGAUUUCAGUAAGUACUUACUUAACAACGAGGGCUAAAAGGGUACGUACUGUUUUGCCUGAAUGGGUGUAGUAUGAAUGCGAUCCGGACGUUGUCCGCCAUAUUGACGUGGUCAUCAUGUGACAUUAUUCUUUUUCUUUUUAAUUGUGAGUGGCAACUUACGUUUGAGGUGCAUAUCCGGCUAUGUCAUAUCAAAGGGGCAUAAUAUCCAAAGGGACUUUUAUCCAAAGCGACUUUCAUUGCUUUAUACUAUACAUUUGUUUCUAAUUACUGUAUGUGCAAUCUCUGGGAUCGAACCCAUGACCUUCGUGUUGUUAGCACCAUGCUCUAACCACUGAGCUACAGGAAAGCUAUUUUAACAAUUACUUAAUAAUAAAUAUCAAUAUUUUAAUAUUUAAAAUGCAUGAAAGACGGAUUGACGUUGUUUGAUGGUAGAAUGAGCUGUAAAUGCAGUGAAUGCAUCUUGAGCACACUCAAUAAAACUGAGACGGCAAGUUCCGUGCUGUCUCUUUUCCGUCCAGUCAGGGUUGGCGCAUCAGCAAAUGCAGAAAUAUUAAUGAUCAUAAUGUAAGGAAAGUGGAACACAUAUGCCUGUUUUAGCUACAUUAAAUAUUGUAUAUGAACAGUUUGAUUAAUAGCCUACAUUCUUUAGUCUACAUUCCUACGCAAUUUUCCAAGUCCACGGUUUGUGGACCGCCUUCUGGGCCAUUCUUAGUUUAAGUAGACUAGUCGACUACACGGUUACAAAACUUUCGUUUAAACGACUGUCAAAUUAGUCGUUGCGCACAUCCCUAAUUUAGACAUGUAUAAUUAGUGUGAAUUGCGAUAUAUAUAUUAUAAUUCUGAUGUGCUGUCUGACAGAGAUUCUCUGACGCAGCCUUUAGCCCUUGACUUUAUACAUCAGACUGGACCUCUUUCGCGUUGCGUUUUGCUGCUUCCUAAAGCUAGAAGCUGUCUCUAUAUUUUUAACGCGUUAAUCCGGAAAAAAUUAAAGCGUAAAGUUAAAGCGUUACUGUUGCCAGCCCUAGUAAUUAUUAUACACAUAUAUUAUGUAAAUAAAAACCUUUAUUUUACUUUCAACUAGUCGCGACUUAACGUUGUACAGCCCUACCACGGCUGUAUAUACAGUAUAUAUGGGCCGUUCUAUAGAAUUUUUGCAAACUGCUUUCCCACAUAAAAAAAACAUAUUUAAAAAGCAUUCAAGUAUUCAGGUAUUCAAUUUUUACUAAGAUCCUUCUAUUCUCUAUAGAAACCCACAAUAAUUUUAAAAUAUCAGUAAGUUUAAUAUAUAUAAAAUCAUAAUUUAUUGGCUAUUUUCAAUUGUGAGAUGGCUGUACCGAACCCAAACGCCUAAAUUUCAACCACUUAUGUAAAUAUUAAAAUAAUUGUGGCUUUUUAUUUUCAUUUUGAUGUUUUUAAAAAACGGAUGUUCAAAAAAUAAUUAUUUUAUUUUUAAAUGAAUAAACUUUAUGUAAUGUCACUACAGAAACCAUGUUUGUUUUAGUCCAUUGGCUGAGACUGGUUUUAGCCACACCCCUACAUUUUUUAUCAAGAAUAAUUUAUGUGUCCCUCUCUCUAAUAGCUACAUGGUGAGUAGAUCAGUCUCAUUAAUUUGAAGUAAAUGUUUUCAGAAGUUUAAAAAUCUGUGUGUAACUUUAAGGAAUGUCACUACCAAACAUCUUUUUUCUGCAAUUAAGCAAACUUUUUUGGCCGUUAAUUGCAUAAAAUUUAGUUUUUUUGUGUGUACAUCUGUUCAGAACUGUGCUUGCUAACCAUGUGCUGAUUAGCAUCUUUGAGCUAGGCUCAAAAGUAUUAAAAAAUUGUCACUACCGAAACAGUCACGGCCGAAACGUAUCACUGAGUAUCAUUGUUUCAGUAGUGACUAAAAUGAACACUUAGGCCCAAUCCCAAUUCUAUUUUCUACCCCUUCGCCUACCCCUCACCCCUUGAAACAAAGUGGCAAGGGGAAGGAUUACAAAUUUUCCGCUAAGAAAUGGGACACCACUACUACACUGGUAUACGUCAUCAUACGUCGUUGCUAGCUCCUAACGUUACGUCAGAGGACAUGCGCCGAUGCACCGGGUAUAUGACAUAAAAAGAUAUUUUUUAAUAUCAUGCAAUCAGUGCUGUCCGCUAGCAAACUUUAGAGAUUUUUUUUGCAAACAUUAAUAGAACAUCACCGUAAAUACAGAUACAAGAUUGAAUGUAACAUACAUAAAAUGAAAAAUUGUCAUAUAAAUCCUUAUUAAUGGCAAAAAUUACUUACAUUUGGGUCUGCUUGCUCGAGUGAGCAGCCAUGUUGGAAAUUUCUCUUAGCCCUUCGUUUGAAGUGAGGUCCCGAAAAAUCUUCGUUUGAAGGGCUAUCUGGCCCUUCCCCUUACCCCUAUCCCUCCAACCAAAAGAGAAUUGAGACACCCCUUCACGCGCCAAACGGAGGGGUAGGGGGAAAAGUACGGUGUUAAGGGGUAGAAUUGGGAUUGGGCCUUAAUCUUUUAUUUGGGAAAAUAAACCGCUUUCCUGUGGCUCAGUGGUUAGAGCAUGGUGCUAGCAACACCAAGGUAAUGGGUUCAACUAAGAUGUUUUUAUAGUGUUUAUAUAGUCAUUAUAUAAAAUAAUGAAUCCUUCAUUUUGAAAUCAGUAUGAUCAAAUUUACGCCUUUUACAAAAGAAAUAUUGGAUUCAAAAUACUACAAAUCUCAUAUAUUACAUUUGAAAUUUUGUUAAAAUUGUCAAUUGAUAUUAUACAAUUUGCAUACAAAAAAAUCUUGGGAAUUUUUUUCAAGAUGUUUCUGCCUUUGACUCGAACUCUGACUUUUUUUGUUGAGCUUCACAUUGGAACAGAUGACCACACAUUCAGCACAUUUUCAACUUAAAGUGAUAGUUUAUGCACAAAUAAAAAUGGCCGUAUCUUCAGUUUUGUCAUUAAUUGACACUCAUGUCAUGUAAUGUAAAGCCUGUAAUACCUCUUUCUUCUGUGGAACACAAACAAAGAUAUUUUGAGAAAUGUCUCGGCGGCAGGAGGUAGGUUACAUCCCCUGCCCUAAACGUGUGUUUCCCAUUCAUUAGCUUACUUUUACGGUCUGUUUUGGAAAACGUGCGCACCAUCAGCGGAUCCCCGCAUAGUAAUAAUUAUUUUAUGUCUGACAACAGAAACAUUAAAUAUAUAAAUGAAUAUAAACAACAACGGCUUUAUUGGGCAUUCAGUUGUAUUAAAAUAUAGUAAUUUCAGAGAGUAAACGAAAGUACAGCGUGAUGACGUCACGAACAUGCUAAUUAUCACGUAACACCCCCUUGCACUAUUUGACGGGUAAUAAUAGAUUAUGACGAGCUUGUCCGUCAUUUUAAAAAGUCUAGCGCAACCUCUGGCUGACAGACAUGACCAUGUUGAUCCAGCAUCGUGAUUCCAACAAAUGUUUCACUUUCGUCACGUGACGCUCGCUGUUCUGUGCUGCGGGCUGCAAAUCAUGUUGUAAACAAAUAUGAACAAAGCUAAUGGGCAUAAAACCUCACACUGUACAGAUCAGACUAGCCUGACUUUAUAACUGUGGAGCUCGCGCUGUAUAAAGAGGAUGCGCAGUUUGUGCAGACCUGCCUGACUUUAUAACUGUAUAAAGAAAAUGCGUGUCUGUAUAAAGAAGAUGUGCCUCACUUUAUCACUCUUUUAUUGAAUAUAAUAUCAGAAUAACUGUGGAGCUCGCGGCGCGCUGUAUAAGGAGAAUGCGCAGUUUGCGCAGACCCGCCAGAUGUAUGUGUGGACAUCUGUUCAGAACUGUGCUUGCAAACCAUUUGCUGAUUAGCAUCUUUGAGCUAAACUCAAAAGUAUUCAAAAAUUGUCACUACCGAAACGUAUCACUGGGUAUCAUUGUUUCGGUAGUAAGAAAAAGAAACACUUAAUCCUUUAUUUAAAGGGAAAUAAACAAAACUCUGAACAGUUAUGCAAAUCACUAGUAUUUUAGUAUGUUUUAGUAGUGAUAUAGUAUGUGAGCUGUAGGUUUUCUAUUAGAUAUUUACUGUCAGAUGUGUGUCUGCUAUGUGCGGGCUGCGUAUGUGCAACAUAGUUAGUUAUUGGUAUUAGCAUAAAAUGUGAUAACAAAUAUACUUGGGUGGCCAUUAGGGCUGGGUGAUGUGUUUAAA